ACAAGUGAACUUGGGGAGAGAACAAAUAGGCUUCAGAACAAGGGUUGUGACCAGGGGGGGCUCUGCAGGAACCCAGGAGGCAGGGGGUCGUUUGAGAAGACAGACAGAGGGCUCGCUCUGCAAACACUGUAUCUAUCUGACACUUCUAGAGAUGUCUUACAGCUGGUACCAUGGUAACAUCACUCGUUCGAGAGCUGAGGAUCUCCUGUCACAGGCUGGAAAGGAUGGGAGUUACUUAGUGCGAGACAGCGAGUCUGUCUGUCGUGCUUACGCUCUGUGUGUGCUAUAUCAAAGUUGUGUCUACACAUACAGGAUCCUACAGAACACAGAGCAGCAGCUGUCCGUGCAAGCUUCAGAAGGUGUGCCAAUGCGUUUUUUUACCACUCUGCUGGAGCUGAUUGACUUUUACAGAAAGGAGAACGUAGGAUUGGUCACUCAUCUCCAAUUUCCAAUACAGAAGGAGGAAGAGGGACCUGAAGAGCAAGAUGAAGAACAAGAUCAAGCACCCCCAAAUGUACCACCAAGAAAUCUUUCUACCUUUCCAUCUGUGGAAGUAAAAGACACCUCAAUAACCGUAGAGAAACAUGUAAUAGGAAAUUUCCAGCUACUCUCUGACAUGUUACUACAAAGACUUCAGGACAUCGACACAAGAAGCGUUCCUGACGAGCAUUUGCAGGCAAUACGUCAGUAUCUGUGUCACCACGUCAGCAGUGAUUGCGAGAUGGUGCAGAAUGGAUCUCAGAACCUUCCUCAGUUAAAAAAACUUCUGAUGACUCUUUGCACUGGACUGUACAGUGAGGUUACCCGCACGUUGCCAUCCCUGGAAUCACUGCAGACUACAUUUGAACAGCAGCUGUCUCCUGGCUUUAAGCAGCGCUCUCCAAUACCUUGUGAUGCCAGCACUAGUAACAUAAUGAAUAAACUGAGCCAGCUCACGUCCUUGGUCUCAAGCCUGGAAGAAAGGGUGAGAACAGUAUUAGCAGAUGGUGCGGCUGUGAAGCACAGACGAUCUCUCAUACCUCCUAUAAUAUUUGAGGUUAAAGCAGAUUCUCUAGGUAUAUCCCAAAAAACUCACCUGAAAGUGGAUGUUGAAACCGGGAAACUUAUUAUCAAAAAAUCAAAGGAUGGUCCAGAUGAUAAAUUCUACCCCAGCAAAAAAAUUCUUCAGCUAAUAAAAUCCCAGAAGUUUCCCAAUAAACUCGUAAUUGUUCUGGAAACGGAAAAGGAAAAGACACAGCGUAAAGAGUAUGUCUUUGCUGAUUCAAAGAAACGAGAAGGUUUCUGCCAACUUCUCCAGCAAAUGAAAAACAAACACUCGGGUCAACCAGAACCUGAUAUGUUAACUAUCUUCACUGGGACAUGGAACAUGGGAGACGCUGCCCCACCAAAAGAGAUCUCAUCUUGGUUUCUCUGCAAAGGCCAAGGCAAGACCCGCGACGAGACAACAGAUUACAUAGAACAUGACAUCUAUGUGAUUGGUACACAGGAGGAUCCACUAAACGAGAAAGAAUGGGUGGAUAUCUUGCAGCGUUCUCUCAAUGAGAUUACUUCAUCUGAAUAUAAACUGAUUACAAUACAUACAUUGUGGAAUAUUCGAAUUGUUAUUCUGGCAAAGCAGGAACAUGCUCAUCGAAUAAGUCAUGUAUGCACUAACAGCGUGAAGACAGGGAUUGCCAACACACUUGGUAAUAAAGGAGCAGUUGGCGCAUCUUUUAUGUUCAAUGGUACAUCAUUUGGCUUCAUAAACAGUCACCUUACAUCUGGGAGUGAAAAGAAGCUAAGGAGGAAGCAGAAUUAUUUCAACAUCCUGCGAUUUCUAGUUAUGGGAGAUAAAAAGCUUAGUCCUUUCAACCUCACGCAUCGUUUCACCCAUCUUUUCUGGCUAGGAGACCUUAACUACAGAAUUCAACUUCCCAACUCAGCUGCAGAGAACAUUGUCCAGAAAAUUAAAAUGCAGCAACAUCAAGAGCUUCUUUCCUAUGACCAGCUGAACAUGGAGCGGAAGGAAAGCCAGAUCUUCCUGCACUUUAAUGAGGAAGAAAUCACGUUUCCACCAACUUACCGCUUUGAAAGAGGAAGCCGAGAACGCUAUUGCUACACCAAACAGAAGGCCACAGGGAUGAAGUAUAAUUUACCUUCCUGGUGUGACAGGGUGCUGUGGAAAUCUUACCCUCAGAUGCAUGUUCUAUGUCAGUCCUAUGGAUGCACGGAAGACAUAACUACCAGUGAUCACUCUCCUGUAUUCGCUACAUUCCAAGUCGGUGUAACAUCUCAGUUUGUCUCCAAGAAUAAUCUAGGGGAUCCAGAUUCUCAGGGUUACAUUGAACUGAUGAACUGCAGGGCUACCCUGCACACCAAGAGUCAUACAAAAUUCUACAUUGAGUUCCAUUCGUCCUGCCUAGAAAACACAGUUAAGAGCUCAGAGUCUGCAGAUCAGGAUGCAGAUAACGGAACCCUAGUGGUGAAGUUUGGAGUUCUUCCCAAGCUAACGCCAAUUAUCUCUGACCGCGAAUAUCUCUUGGACCAGCACCUUCUGAUUUGUAUCAAAUCUUUAGAUACUGAUGAGUCCUACGGUGAGGGCUGCAUUGCACUGAGAUUGGAAAACCCUGAAGAGCAGUCGCAAUUCUGGACCCCUUUGGCACACCACGGAGAAGAAACAGGGUGCUUCCAAGGAGAAAUCUGUCUCCACGCCUCCGAAGGAAAACAACGGGAGAAGCUGUAUGACUUCGUGAAGAUUGAGAAGGAUGAAACAGUGGCUCAUAAGCAACUAAAAUCUCAGAACUUCCAGAAUUGGGAACCAAGCAGGAGUUUUAAAAGUUUUGCUGAAAAGAGUUCUCUAACAGCUCGUCUGCGAGGGGUGCAAGUAUGUCCUCCAGAGACACUUACCAGCACAGAUCACAGCAUCACAACCUUUUCUGGCCAGGUAAAACAGAGCCCUCCUGGCACACCCUUAGGUUUUAGAGGAAAUGAACAGCGCCCCAAACCAAGUUCCCCUGUGCAAGUCCAUGGGGACACCCCAAUCACACCACCUGCUCGCACUUCAUCAGCAGCACAGAAAUUCUCACACAGCAACACCACUCGUUCAGUCCAAGGUGUCCAUCAGCAGGAGUCUUGUCGGAUCACAGCACCACCUGACACUCCUGAAAUGGUUGACAAUCCCUUAUAUGGGGCGGUCACUAGUGCACUCUACCCUCCACAAGCCCAGAUCCGUCCUCUAAAGCCCCCGGAACCCAAGGCACGCACCUCUCCUGCGAUCCGGCCACGCUCCAUGACAUGCUCUUCUACGGACAAGAAGCCCAUCCCUGCAGAUAAAACUACAGCUAAGAACACUGCAUUUGUACAGGCUCUUCAGAGUCAUCCUCGCAUCGAAAGUGGCCCAGCUAUUCAAAAGCCACGGCCACCUGUGCCAGCCAAAAUCCAGGCAUCUCGUGACAGUCAGCAUACCUAGAUAAUGAGAGUGAAGACCCUAAAUAAGUGGAACCAGGAAAGGGUUCCAGAAAAGAACUGUCAGAGAACAAGAGCAAUUUCAAGAUUAGCAAACACAGACAAUGCCUUUAGAAAACGUUUGGAUUGUCGCAUUUAUGGAGAAAGAACUAAUGCACACUAUUGAGUGUGUGCAAUGCUUAUCUGUCUGAAUCAUGAAAUGAUAGAAAUAUCCACCAAAAGAUCUCCGAGCUGGCAAUUUUACUGAACAAUGCUACAGAACACCAUUUAUUUUAUACACAGACAAAUGCAUGAGUCGGUUUCCCUGCCCAGGUGCAAUUUAACAAGUCCUAGUUUUAAUCUCUGCGUACGUCUAAUCCAUGUGUGUGAACUAAUUCUUCAACUUUUUUUUUUUUUUUUAAAAAGCUUAAAGGCUCAGGCAAGUCAAGCAAUAUCUGUGAUGGGUUCACACAUUUAAACACUUUGAUUCAUGUAAAAAAAUAAUUUCAGAGCACUAUAUCCUGAUUCUUUCCAAAACACCAUAUGGUAGCACCCUACCAGUGAAAUUGGUAAAUUGUCGGAGCAGAUAGCUAAUGUCACAGGAAGUGCUCAGUUAAGCUUUGAUGCGGGUAAGCCAGGUGGGGUCUAUUGCUUUUAAACUCGGCAGAAUCAGUGCAGUGAAGGUCCACUCUUCAACACUGGAUUUAAAUGUAUAACCCUGCACUCACUGGAUCUUUGUUAUUGGUACUUUGGAAACUCCAUUAUAAUAAUGAUAGGUAUUUUUUUCAGAUUGAUUACGACUAACUGGCAUUUAUAAUUUGAUCCAACCAAGACACACAUUUAUAUACCAUGCCAAACUAGACAUAAAUUGCCAUGUUGUGGACGACAGAAGUCCGAGAUAAGUGUGAGUACAGUUUACUUAUGGACAAACUGGACCACGCCAUCUCUAAAGGUCACUAAAUAGCAAUUUUACUAUGGCAUUAAAUGAAAGGGCACUAUUUUUAUAUAAUUGAAUUGGUUAUUAUUCCUGGAGCCCCCUCGCACUGUCCCUCCAUUCAGUGUUAAACCUUUCGAGCAGGUUAACACUGAAUGAGGGAUCCCGGCCACCCACAGCUAGGCCUCUAAUGGAGGAGUGGCUAAGACAGAGAUUACACUCUUCCUUCUAGCCAUACCAAUUCAUACCAGAAAUGAUUUCUGUGCUAGGCUGAAAGAGGUCAGUUGAUAUUCUCAGCCAAUCACAGCUGCCCAUUGGUACUUUAGGCUAAUGCUUCCUCAUUAGCACAAGCAUCACAGAGGGGGUGGGCUGCUGGGGCUCUCAGAUAGCAUUAAAACAUUAAAUGGAUUAACACUUACUGGAAGGAUGGUGCCAGGGGACUCGAGAUACUUAUAACCACUUCGGUGAGAUGAAGCAGUUACAGUGCCUACAGUGUUCCCUUUAGGCCAACCUUUGGUAUUCCAGUUGCUGUGAACUUUGGUUACACAGAUGCUGACAGGAGCUUUAGCAUCACAGUAUCAGCUUGAGUACCAAAAAACUAGCAAUCGCUAGCAUAUAGUAUAGAGCUGCGUAUGGAUGCUUACAUAGGUAAUUACAGAAACUCUGAAAAAGGUCAGUGACUUUAUACUAUGCAAAGUAUUUAAUGCUACAUUGAAACCUAGAUUUGUGAUUGUAUUUAUUUGAAAACAAAAAAAAUAAAGUUGUUUUAAGAAAAUUG
Pelobates fuscus (common spadefoot toad) is the source of this 5135-nucleotide messenger RNA. It is a transcript of the gene INPP5D, whose product is annotated as inositol polyphosphate-5-phosphatase D. Gene Ontology annotation, molecular function: phosphatase activity. The transcript is spliced from 28 exons. The record is from RefSeq and is a predicted model, not a curated record. Gene Ontology annotation, biological process: negative regulation of signal transduction; negative regulation of bone resorption; positive regulation of B cell differentiation. The coding region runs from base 152 to 3448 and encodes 1098 amino acids. Lineage: Eukaryota; Metazoa; Chordata; Amphibia; Anura; Pelobatidae. Gene Ontology annotation, cellular component: cytosol.